CACAAAAAUAAAUCAUAAACCGCCAUACAAAAAAAACAAAAACGUAUGUAUAUAAGAAACAAGAAGCUUUGUCUAUCAUUCACCUGAAUCACAUAUACCUUUGAGCUCCAUCAAAGAUGAUGAAAAUGAAGAAUCUUCUUAGUUCUAGGUUAAAAUCUUCCUCUGCAAGACAAGAAAAUUCUGAGAAGGAAUAUCGUCGUAGCUUGACGUCCAAGCUAAGUGUUAACGAGGAGUACAAGGAAGCUUUUAGGACAAAGUCCUACUUAGAUAUUCGGACAAAAGCAGAAGAUCAACUAGGCAUAACAUUAUCUAGCAAACUCUCUUCUUCUCCUCCGUCUUCUUCUCAUUCUCCUCCAUCCUCAGAUCUCAGCUUCCAUUCACACUUCACCGAUUACUUGCUCGACCCUCCUCAAGAAACUCUCGAUGCUCUCAUGCAAGACUCGAGUUUCCACAAUCUUCUAGCUAACUUCUUUGACUUUAGCUCCGACGCUUGUGAUGUAUGUGAGUCUCUCCUUCAAUGCAUCCAACAAAUCAAGAUCAAUCACGUAAAAAUCAAAAGGGUUAUCAAGAUUGGUAAAAGGGUUUGUAAUAAUGGUGCUAAAACCCCUGAACGUGCUUUGGUAUUUCAAGAGCUCUCGAGAUACGCCUUGCUGAAAAACCCUUUGUAUAGUAUCAUCAACCAAGCUCAGUUCCGGAGAGUUCACGAUGCAAACUCGGAGUUGCUCGCUAGAUUAACUUCUAAAAGGAGAAGAAUCAGAAGAAAAGACAGGUUCUUUAAGUUUUGCAAGAAGCUAGGAGGUUGUAGUCUAGUGAUUUCACAUAGCGCGAUUGUUAUUACAUUGCUGAUCGUGGCGUUACACAGCAUACUCGGCGUCUUAGUAGCUCCUGCUGUGCUCGGUUUAUGCUCAUUAGGUCUUUUGAGGAAGAAGAAGAAGAAAGCGAAAAGGAACGUGGAGAAUAAGAGCAAGACCGAUCCAUCGCUAGAGAAGCUCGGGACACAAAUGGAUAUAGCAGCUAAAGGAAUGUUCAUAAUGAUAAAUGAUUUGGAUACGUUGAGUAGACUUGCCGGGAGAUUAUGCGAUGAGAUAGAGCAUAGAAAAACGGUAGCUGCCAUGUGUGCUAAGAGUGGGAAGAUUGAAGUGUUAAAGGAAGCCUUGAGAGAGUUUAGUGGACAUGAAGAAAGAUUCUUAGAGCAAUUGCAAGAGCUUGAAGAACAUCUCUACCUUUGUUUCCACACUAUUAAUAGAUCAAGAAGACUAGUGUUUGCGCAAAUCACAGGACCAAGUUCUUGAUUCUUUUGAUUCAUCAAAAAAAAAAUACUUUUGUAGGGUUUAUGAAACAUUUAUAAAGUAACUAGGAUAAGAUCCGCGCCUUGCGCGGAAUUAAGUUAUUCUUUUUAUUAUAUUUUUGAGAAUGAAAC
This is a messenger RNA of Brassica napus (rape), 1420 nucleotides long. Its product is annotated as UPF0496 protein At1g20180-like. Bases 117 to 1292 code for a protein of 391 amino acids. Lineage: Eukaryota; Viridiplantae; Streptophyta; Magnoliopsida; Brassicales; Brassicaceae. The record is from RefSeq and is a predicted model, not a curated record. The transcript is spliced from 2 exons.